CAUUUUACCAUUAUAACCGAUAUUUAUGUUUGAUUAGUGUACUCGAUUCAGUCAUAUAUACGAAAAAAAAAACCCACUUCAGAAUCAAAAUUGUUUCCUAAUUUCAGAAGAAACUAGAAGUUCUUAUUUUCGAAAUUAGGGAUUUGGGGACUUGAGAAACAGAGGAAGAAGUCAUCUUUGGCGAUCAAAGAGUAAAGACAGUACAUUUUGGGUCGGCUAUAGAAAGAAGAUCGUUGUUGUUGCUAGUUACAAUGUCUCGGCAGAAUCAAUUAUUUACACUGCUUAAGAGAAGCUUUCAUUCACCGUCUAGUGAUGCCCCAACAGAGACCUUAAGGAAAAAGAUAACUGAUUUGCAAAGAAGCAAGAAACGAAGAAACCCAAUAAAGAACCAGUUUCUUGUCGAAGUUCCAGAAUCAAGAUCGUAUUUGGACACAGCAACGAUGCCUAUGUUCCUCGCUGUGGUCGGUAUCGCAUUGUUUGCAAAAGUGUUAAUGAUGAUCGAUGUUUCGAAAUCUCAAGAAAUGAUUGAGCGGAAGAUAAAGAAUGCACCACCAGGGCAAGGCACGGUGAGGAUGAUCGAACGUGAGGAGUGGGAUGAGUUUAGAGAAGUAAGGCCAAGAACACCAUUCGAGUCCAAGCUUGCUCGUCCAAACGCGCAAAUAAGAACCGGAGAGCCUGUGCGCAAGGAUGACUUGAAGAACUGGACUAUAGACGUGCUAACAAAUGCGCUUGCACGAACCGAAGAAAGUGUUCGUCGUGGUUCCAGUUGAUUUUCAUGAACUCUCGUCGAUUCCAUGACGAUCUCCUUCAAGAAACAGUUCUUAUAUGUAUUAUCUGUGUUUUGUUCUGAACAUGAGUGACACUGACCGGUAAUAAAGUAGCAAAUCGAAUUGGAUGCUAGUUCCUCUAUUUCAUUUAAAAAGUGUAGGGAAAACGAUCUAUUUCCCGACGAGAACUAUUAUAUAGCAUCAGAUGCAUACAAACUAAGACCUCGUGCUAUAUAUCUCCAAAAACAAAGUUAAAAACCUCGAUCUUCCUCUAACAAAACUUCAAAACUUAUUUACCCCCAAAAUAAAA
Thlaspi arvense is the source of this 1077-nucleotide messenger RNA. NCBI's taxonomy places the organism in Eukaryota, Viridiplantae, Streptophyta, Magnoliopsida, Brassicales, Brassicaceae. The record is from the annotation of a GenBank genome assembly.